This is a messenger RNA of Moneuplotes crassus, 1865 nucleotides long. Lineage: Eukaryota; Ciliophora; Spirotrichea; Euplotida; Euplotidae. The record is from the annotation of a GenBank genome assembly.
UCUAACUUUGUUUGUAGUAACUUCUAUAUGUAUAUCUUUACACUUAACCCGAAGAAAGAGUACACUGAGAUUGCUCCCUUGAGUAAUUCCCUUGCAUCAGACUCUUCCAAGCCAAAUCCAAUUGCUCAUAUCAUGAAAGGAAGUUGCCAAGAAUGUUCUGACGUCAAAUGGGAAUACUAUCAUGAGAAAUAUGGAAAAUUAUGCUCGAGGUAAGCAAUUUAGUACCGGAAAUUCACCGAAUGAAGCUCGAAAGCUUCUUUGCUGCCAAUUAUGCUAUAACUAUGUCUUAAUUUACUUACUUAUAGUUGCAUUGAGGUAUGAAUUUCUGCUGUAACAGUCUAGACUGAAUAUGAUGGGAAACUGAAAGAAUUUAAGAAUAAACAAAGCUAUAAAGAAAUCGAAGGAAUACUUAGUGGAUAUUUCGAGAAUAUUCAGAAAGAAAUAGAAAAAGCCUGAUUGUAUUAAGAGACUAUCUACUGAAAAUUGGUAUGUUAGAGAAGGAUAUACCAGAAGAGGAAAAAUAUGCCAGAAAUGAGGAAGAAAAGAAAUCUGAACAAAAAGUUGACAAGAAGAUUCUUUAUGAACUUGUCCAAGUAGAAUUCAUAAGCAAGUUGAUCGAUGAAUAUGAGAAUGUCCUCAUUAUGUCAAGAAAUGAUACACUUAUUGGUGACAAAGGAGGUCUUGCUCAAAUAAAAUCAAAAUUAUCAAAGAUAGAAAGCCAUUACAAGUUUAACACGAAGAUUUUACCCAGAAUUUCAUCAUUUAUUCAAAAUUCCACAAUGGAGAAGUUGUAUGAGAUAGUCGUCGGUGAGAUGGGAUUAAAUCAGCACAUUGAGAGAGUUCCAAUAUUCACCCAAUUUGAGAAAUACGAGGAACCAGCAUCGAAAGUAGACCAGAAAGCCUUUUUAAAAAGGAGAAGCACAAAGAGUAACAGUUUCUUUUCGAAAAGAACUGUUUCUCAAAGCUCAUUCAAAAGUACUAGAUCAAACAACUCUGUAGGAGAGUCUUCAGCUGAUUUAUCUUUGAUGAGAUUGUCAGAUUACACCAUGAGUCCAGUGUUGACUUAUGAAACUUUUGCUAAAUAUCUGACUGACUUCACAGGCAAGAACUACACUGAAGAGUGUGAAGAGGCUGAAGAUCCUGAAUUUAUAGUGAGUAAACACUUCUGCUUCAAGAUUAAUUCUAAAGAAGAUCCGAGUCUUAUUCAAAGCUUGAGUCAAUUUAAAAUGCCUGAAAUAAAUUCACUAAGCAUAACUAAUUGUGGUGACUUACUCGAUGAUGUGAGACAUUUGCUCAACACCUCUCUUCCGGAUUCUAUAGAAUCUCUAAACCUUUACUGUAACUCACUUGGAAGUAUGUCAGCUGAUGGUGAAGAGAGCUGAUCAAGCUCUGAGGAUAUCAAAUCUGUAGACCGCUUCAAGCGCUCGGACCCUGAAUGUGAUUUUAUUGAAGAUCUUUGUGAAACUAUCAACAUAAAAGUAGUCAUAAAGAUACAGAUCUCUUGGAUGAACCUUUCCUGUAAGAAGUUUUGUGCCUUAAUCACUGCUGCUGACAAUGUGGAAAUAAUAUGCAUAAAUAACAAUAAUGUUGAGCAGAGUGGAGUAUUUGAGCUUCCUUACAACACUUUUCCAUUCCUCCACAACUUGGAUCUAUCAAACAAUGCCUUAUGUACAUCACACUGAGGAAAUCUGAUCAAAUUUCUUUACCAGAACUUGGUGUUAUUAAAGCAAUUGAACUCAAUUAAUUUGUCAGGAAAUCUUUCCUCUUCCAGAAUGAAGAAACUACAAUAUCCAGACAAGAUAAAGACAAGAGUUGAAGAAGUGAACCCAUACUUAAGAAUAGAAUAGUUUUUUCAAUAUCUUUGC